AUGGUCGGUUUAAACUUCGAUUUAUAUCAAAGAAAUACAUUCUUACAAUCAAAAGGAUUCAGUCAACCAAAAGCUACUUCAACAGGUACUACUAUCGUAGGUUGUAAAUUUAAAAAUGGAGUUGUAAUUGCAGCAGAUACAAGAGCAACAGCAGGACCAAUUGUAGCAGAUAAAAAUUGCGAAAAGUUACAUAGAUUAUCACCUAAAAUAUGGUGCGCUGGAGCUGGUACUGCAGCAGAUACAGAAAUGGUUACUCAAUUAAUUUCAUCAAAUUUAGAAUUACAUUCAUUAUCACAAAAUAGACAACCAAGAGUUAUAACAGCAGUUACAAUGUUGAAACAACAUUUAUUUAAAUAUCAGGGGCAUUUAGGUGCUUAUUUAAUUGUUGCUGGUGUUGAUCCAUUAGGUGCUCAUUUAUUGUCAGUACAAGCUCAUGGUUCAACUGAUAUUGGUAAAUAUCAAAGUUUGGGUUCUGGUUCAUUAGCUGCAAUGGCUAUUUUGGAAACGAAUUUCAAAGAAGAUAUGACAAAAGAUGAAGCUAUUAAAUUGUGUAGUGAUGCUAUAUUAGCUGGUAUUUGGAAUGAUUUAGGUUCUGGUUCAAACGUUGAUGUUUGUGUUAUGGAAUUGGGUAAAGAUGCUGAAUUAAUGAGAAAUUAUAUUACACCGAAUGUUAGAAUUGAAAAAUGUAAAAAUUAUAAAUUUGAAAAAGGAACAACUGCUAUUUUGAAGCAGAGUAUUAGAGAUAUAUGUGAUGUUGAAGAAACUGUUAUAAGUUUUGAUGAUAAUGGUGAUAGAAUGGAAAUAGAUGCUCAAGCGUAA
This is a messenger RNA of Insectozyma verbasci, 819 nucleotides long. Lineage: Eukaryota; Fungi; Ascomycota; Pichiomycetes; Serinales; Debaryomycetaceae. The record is from the annotation of a GenBank genome assembly.